AAAUUAUAAACAGAAGAAAAGGUAAAGGACAUUACCGAAGAGUUAUUAUAUCGAAGGAAAUGAUUAAAGGAGUUGCGGGAAAUCAGCAAUUAGAGUUACCAGCUGGAUUUAGAUUUCAUCCAACAGAUGAGGAAUUGAUGCAACAUUAUUUAUGCAAGAAAUGUGCUGGACAGUCGAUUUCUGUUUCAAUUAUAGCUGAAAUUGAUCUUUACAAGUUUGAUCCAUGGCAAUUACCUGAGAAGGCAAUGUACGGUGAAAAAGAAUGGUAUUUUUUCUCACCAAGAGACAGGAAAUACCCAAAUGGUUCAAGGCCAAACAGAGCAGCAGGAACUGGUUACUGGAAGGCAACUGGAGCUGAUAAACCUGUUGGAAAACCAAAGACAUUAGGGAUUAAAAAGGCACUUGUUUUCUAUGCUGGAAAAGCACCUAAAGGAAUUAAGACCAAUUGGAUUAUGCAUGAAUAUCGACUUGCUAAUGUGGAUAGGUCUGCUGGCAAGAACAAUAACUUGAGGCUUGAUGAUUGGGUAUUGUGUCGAAUAUACAACAAGAAGGGCACACUUGAGAAGCAUUACAAUGUUGACAAGGAGAGUGUGAGUUUUGGGGAAUUUGAGGAAGACAUAAAACCAAAAAUUUUACCCUUUGCACAAAGUAAUGAGAUGCUCACACAAUUAGCACCGGCACCGAUGCCGCCACGGCCACAAAUGAUGCCGACAAGUGACCACUAUCACUUCGAAACGUCCGAAUCUAUGACUAGAAUGCAUACAACUAACUCGAGCUCUGGCUCAGAGCAUGUCUUGUCGUCAUGUGACAAGGAGGUUCAGAGUGCACCCAAAUGGAACGACUUCGAAAACACCCUUGAUUUCCAGAUAAAUUAUUUGGAUGGUUUACUAAAUGACCCUUUUGAACCCCAAGUGCAACAACAAAAUUGCAACAUUGACCAGUUCAGUAAUUUCCAGGACAUGUUCCUAUACAUGCAAAAACCCUACUAAAAUUUGUAUAAAUCAUUGGAUCUAAUUGAUUGUUAUCCACGACUUUUUCUUA
Lycium ferocissimum is the source of this 1041-nucleotide messenger RNA. RefSeq names its product NAC domain-containing protein 2-like. Gene Ontology annotation, biological process: regulation of DNA-templated transcription. The record is from RefSeq and is a predicted model, not a curated record. NCBI's taxonomy places the organism in Eukaryota, Viridiplantae, Streptophyta, Magnoliopsida, Solanales, Solanaceae. The transcript has 3 exons. Gene Ontology annotation, molecular function: DNA binding. Bases 60 to 989 code for a protein of 309 amino acids.